AUGAAGGACGUGGUCAUGAUGAUAGAGCUCUCUUCUUGUAAAAGAGAUAUACUUUUUAAUCUUAUUAAAAAGAAUACAAGAUUUUCAAAUAAUGAUCCACCACUUGCUUGUAUCUCUGCACCUAUCAUUGGUGGUCUUUGGAGGAUAUCAAAGAACCCACCAGAGGAUCUGCUAGGGUUGGCUAAAAAGUGUGGCAAGAUCUAUGGUAUUUGGUUUGGUGACAACUAUACAGUCUUUAUCAACGAUCUACAGAUACUAGAAGAAGCAUUUAUCAAAAAGAAUCAAAUAUUUGGCAAUCGUCCGAUUGUCCCAUCACUAAGAAUCGUAUGUGAAAAUUACAACAACCUCGUCUUGAAUGAUAUCGAUACUUGGAAACCACUCCGUCGAUUCAUCGAUCAAUCAUUCACCAAAACAAAGUUAAAGGCUCUCUCUUCAACCAUCGAUCUUCAAUCAAACAAUUUAAUUAGAAAAUUAAAAGAAUUAUCCAAAGAUGGUCAACCUGUAAAUCCAGCACCAUAUUAUAGAAAAUAUACAUUUAGUAUUAUUUUAAAGAUGAUGUUUAAUGUUGAAUUGUCAUAUGAGGAUGAACCAGACAGUGGAAUUAUGCAUACCAUCUUUUCACCGAUCGACGAGCUUGUCAAUCGUAUUGCUCAAGGUGCCAUCUUUGACACGGUCCAUAUCCUCGGUCCCAUCUACUACCAUUUAUAUGGAAGACCAUUAAACCGUAAGCUUGACUCUGUCAGAAACAUUACCAAACAAUUUAUCGACCAACAUCGUCAAACUAUUGAUCCUAAAAAUAUUAGAGAUAUUUUAGAUUUGUUUAUACUUGGAGAAUAUGAUGAUGAAAUUAUUAUCAAUGUAUUUUUUGAUAUGUUGUUUGCAGGUGUUGAAACAACCGCAUCGACAUUACAAUGGUUGUCUAUUGUAAUGUCCAAUCAACCACACGAACAAGAGUUGUUGAGAGAGGAGAUUAGAUCAACGUUUGUCCAUUCAGAGGAUAUCCAACCAACUGCCGAUCGUUCCGAUUGUCCACAAACAUGUGCCGUCAUGAAAGAGAUUCUUAGAUACCGUAUGGUCGUUCCAUUCAGUGUCCCGCGUAUUGCGAGCGAGGAUACAACACUUGGAGGAUACUUUAUUCCAAAGGGUACCCACUUGAUGGGGAACUUUUAUGCUUUGCAUGCUACCCAAUUCAAAGAUGCCGAUCAAUUCAAACCAUCCAGAUUCCUCGACGACACUAGUUUUAGCAAUCCAACAUUGUCAUCUCAGUGGGUACCCUUUAGCAUUGGUCCACGCAACUGUUUGGGAUUUGGCCUCGCCCGUGAGGAACUUCAAUUAAGCGUGGCCAAGAUAUUCCACAACUUUAAGAUCUCUUCGUUUGAUGGUGGCCAAUUGGACGAAACUCCAGUUCACGGUAUCACAGUUGCUCCAAAGUAUCAACACAUCUAUAAAUUUGAAUUUCUUAAUUAA
Messenger RNA from Cavenderia fasciculata, 1467 nucleotides. It is a transcript of the gene CYP520A1, whose product is annotated as cytochrome P450 family protein. Gene Ontology annotation, molecular function: oxidoreductase activity, acting on paired donors, with incorporation or reduction of molecular oxygen; heme binding; iron ion binding. NCBI's taxonomy places the organism in Eukaryota, Evosea, Eumycetozoa, Acytosteliales, Cavenderiaceae. Bases 1 to 1467 code for a protein of 488 amino acids. The record is from RefSeq and is a predicted model, not a curated record. The transcript is spliced from 4 exons.